Molecule: messenger RNA, 2669 nt
Organism: Macrobrachium nipponense
Lineage: Eukaryota; Metazoa; Arthropoda; Malacostraca; Decapoda; Palaemonidae
Product: ATP-dependent DNA helicase DDX11-like
Exons: 18
Coding region: 12-2528 (838 amino acids)
Biological process (GO): nucleobase-containing compound metabolic process; establishment of sister chromatid cohesion
Cellular component (GO): nucleus
Molecular function (GO): DNA helicase activity; DNA binding; hydrolase activity, acting on acid anhydrides, in phosphorus-containing anhydrides
Source: RefSeq, a predicted model, not a curated record
AGGCUGAACUAAUGAAGAAGAUUAAAGAAAGUGAAAAAAUGACUGUGGAUGACAAUGAUCCAGAUUGGUUUAGUGCCGCAGCUAAAAAGCAAGAAGGGCAAGAAGAGGUUAGAAGGUGUAGAGAAGAAUUGAAGAAGCUGGAGAAACAAGAAGAACGAGUAUCAGAAAUAAAGCAGCGUCGUCAUAUGGUUAAAAAAUCCAGUGUCCAAAGGGUUGAUGACGAAUUUGAAAAAUUAUUCCAAGACUUACAUGAAGUUAAAGAAAAUGUACAAAGGGAGCUCAAUAGUUUUUCAGGUGCAGAUUCUUUAUCAUCUGAGGAAAGUAUGCUAUUAUUGGACGAUUAUGACAGUGACCAAGAAGACACCUCCAAAAAAGAAAAGGAAGAAGAUGAUGAAGACGAUGGUUGUUUAAAGAUUUACUAUUGUAGCCGUACGCAUUCCCAGCUCUCGCAGUUUGUCAGAGAAGUGCAGAAGACUGUUUUUGGAGAAGAUGCAAGAGUAGUAUCGUUAGCGUCUCGUCAAAAUCUUUGUGUGAAUGAAGCAGUCACUAAUUUGGGAAAUUUAUCAUUAAUCAAUGAUAGGUGCACAGAACUUCAAAGAGGAAAGAAAGGGAGAACAAGUAAGGUGGAUGGAGAUGAUGUGGUAUGCAAAAAGAAAAAAGUUACCUCAGGUUGUCCAUAUUAUAAAAAUACGGCCCUUGAGAAAUUAGCUGAUAAUCUACUUUUGGAAGUUCAGGAUAUAGAGCAAAUGGUAUCCUUGGGUAAGAAAACAAAAAGCUGCCCUUAUUAUGGUGCAAGAUAUGCUGUUAAGGAUUCCCAGCUUGUGAUUCUUCCUUACAACACAUUGCUUCACAAAGGUACAAGAGAAGCUUGCCAGAUCAAACUAAAAGGGAAUAUUGUUAUCGUAGAUGAAGGACAUAAUCUACUGGAAACCAUAGCUAACAUCCAUUCAGUGUUUGUUAGCAAAUUACAGUUCAUGGGUGCUCAUGCGCAGCUGAGCCAAUAUAUGCAACGCUAUGAGAAGAGGUUAUCACCACGCAAUUUACUGUAUAUCAAACAAAUACUGUUCUUCAUUAAUUCACAAAUAAAAUUGUUAAAUGAAGGAAGGAAAGAUAACAUUCUCGGUAAAAUUGGAACCAGUGUCAAUAGCAGCAAUGAUAGUGGCGCUAAGAAUCAGUUUUCAAGAAUGUACGCAGUUCAUAACUUCAUGUCUGAAACUCUGAUUGACAAUUUGAACAUAUACAAGCUUAUUCAGUACAUUGAGAAAAGUAAAAUUGCUCAUAAGCUGCAUUCCUUUAGCCAAAAGUUUGAAGGCACUUUAAAGUCAAAUGACGUAAAGAAGCCCGGAUCAGAAGCCAGUUCUACCUCUGCGUUCUUAUCUCGAAUGACAUGUCAGAAUUCAGGAAAGGAUAAAUCGAAAGAAAAUAUCACUCCUGCAAAUGAUGUGAAAGAGAGAGAGUCAGAAAAUCCAGAGGAAGAAAUUGUAAUGGGUUCUCCUUUGAUGCAAGUUACUGAAUUUCUGCGUGCCCUUUUACACUCAUCGGCAGAUGGUCGGGUAGUUGUGUCAGUUGGAUCAACAAAUAGAACGUCAUCAGUGAAGUACUUGUUAUUGAAUCCAGCUUCCCAGUUCCAUGAUAUCGUGAAAGAGUGCAGAUCUAUAAUAGUUGCAGGAGGAACAAUGCAUCCAAUGAGUGAGUUUAGGAACCAACUAUUCCUUUCAGCCGGUGCGGAUCCUGAACGAGUUCGCGAGUUUUCUUGCGGUCAUGUGAUUCCUGGUGACCAGAUUAUGCCUGUAGCCCUUUCAAAUGGCCCUACAAACACAGUCUUAGAUUUUACAUACCAAAACAGAGGGAAUCCAAAAGUGCUUGAUGAACUUGGACGUGUGUUGGUGAAUUUAUGCACAAUCGUACCUGGAGGGAUUGUCUGCUUCCUUCCGUCGUAUGAUUAUGAGCAAAAGGUUUUCGAUUAUUUUUUAAAGACAGGUGUCAUUGACCGGCUAUCAGGAAAGAAAAAGGUUUUCCGAGAGCCCAAGAAGUCCAAUCAACUAGAUGGUGUAUUAAAUAAUUAUGCAACAAUCAUAAGGCAAACAUCUUCAAGCGCUACUGGUCUCACUGGAGCCAUUCUUUUCAGUGUUGUUGGUGGGAAGAUGAGUGAGGGCAUCAAUUUCAGUGAUGCUCUUGGUCGUUGUGUAGUUAUGGUUGGACUCCCCUAUCCUAACACUCAGUCACCAGAACUUAAAGAGAAAAUAGACUUCUUAAAUAAGAAUGUGUCCCCUGGACCUGAUGGGAAAUCCCCUGGAUCUGUGUUUUAUGAGAAUUUGUGCUUCAAAGCUGUUAAUCAGUCAAUAGGAAGAGCCAUCCGUCACAGGAAUGAUUAUGCAAGCAUCAUUCUUCUUGAUCAUCGGUAUAACAGACCAUCUUCAGUUCAGGCAUUACCGAAGUGGAUUUCAAUACAUCUGCAUCAGUGUGAAAAAUUUGGCCAAGCUUUUGGUUUAAUAAGGAAGUUUUUUACAGGUAAAAGGAUAGUGUAGGAAGCACACACUGUACAUGGCAGAGAUUUGCAGAAUGUCGAUGUAUAUUUUUGUAUCUUAAUACAUUGUAAGUAAAUAAAUACCUUAAUGAUGUUUAUUUUUGUAUUUUAUUGUAAGUAAAUACAUUAAUACAAAAUUAUA